AUGGCAUCAAAAGGUCAUGGUAAUGGACAGCAUAAGAAAGGUAAGAAAGGAACCGAUAACCUUCCCGCAGGUCAAUAUAUACCACCACCACCACCUGUUACCACAACUCUUCAACCAGCUACUACAAAUAUUCUUCCUCCAACAAGAGCAAAUAUUUCACUACCAAAUGCUUUUUUCAUGCCCCCACCACCCUACCAGUUCUAUCUCUCUUCUCCCCACAAUAGUUUGCAUAGUAGCUCUUCAUCCGUACCUUCAACAUCAUCCACACCUAGCCUUUCUGGAUUGAGAAUUGUAGGAUCUAGCAUAUCAACAUCUCUAUUCAUUGAUAGUGCUACAUCUUCUGAUACUACAGCAGCUUCUUCCCAGAUUUUAAAAUUUAAAUAG
Molecule: messenger RNA, 384 nt
Organism: Capsicum annuum
Lineage: Eukaryota; Viridiplantae; Streptophyta; Magnoliopsida; Solanales; Solanaceae
Exons: 1
Coding region: 1-384 (127 amino acids)
Source: RefSeq, a predicted model, not a curated record